Messenger RNA from Mesocricetus auratus (golden hamster), 917 nucleotides. It is a transcript of the gene Hmga2, whose product is annotated as high mobility group AT-hook 2. The transcript is spliced from 5 exons. The record is from RefSeq and is a predicted model, not a curated record. Gene Ontology annotation, cellular component: nucleus; chromatin. Gene Ontology annotation, biological process: regulation of DNA-templated transcription. Lineage: Eukaryota; Metazoa; Chordata; Mammalia; Rodentia; Cricetidae. Bases 471 to 800 code for a protein of 109 amino acids. Gene Ontology annotation, molecular function: DNA binding; transcription coregulator activity.
UCCCCGCCUAACAUUGCAAGGGACACAAUUCACUCCAAGUCUUCCUUUCUAAGCCACUGCCCAGCUUUCCCAGUGCCCGCAACUCCCCAUCCUUAGCGGAGAGAGGAGCCCUCUCCACCUUCAAUUCUCCCUCUUCCUUGCUUCCCGCCUCCUCUCGCUACCUCCACCUCCACCUCCGCCACCCACCGCCCGCAGAGCCGCCUCCUCCUCCUCCUCCUCUCCUCCUCCUCCUCCCCUCUCUCUCUUUUUGGCAGCCGCUGGACGUCCGGUGUUGAUGGUGGCAGCAGAGGCAGCCUAAGCAGCAGCAGCCCUCGGCGCGCGCCAACUCCGCCAGCACUCGUCGCCCCUGCCUUCUCCAGCCCUCUUCAUCCCGACUCCCGAAAGGUGCUGGGCGGAUCCAGGGCGGCGGAGGGCGAGCGGCUGCAGCGGCGGUAGCGGCGGAGGCAGCGGUAGCGGCGGCGGGAGGCAGGAUGAGCGCACGCGGUGAAGGCGCCGGGCAGCCGUCCACAUCAGCCCAGGGACAACCUGCCGCCCCGGCGCCACAGAAGCGAGGACGCGGCCGACCCAGGAAGCAGCAGCAAGAGCCAACCUGUGAGCCCUCUCCCAAGAGACCCCGGGGAAGACCCAAAGGCAGCAAGAACAAGAGUCCUUCUAAAGCAGCUCAGAAGAAAGCAGAGGCCAUUGGAGAAAAACGGCCAAGAGGCAGGCCUAGGAAAUGGCCACAACAAGUUGUUCAGAAGAAGCCUGCUCAGGAGGAGACUGAAGAGACAUCCUCGCAAGAGUCUGCCGAGGAGGACUAGGGGGCGCCAACGUUCAAUUUCUACCUCAGCAUCAGUUGGAUCUUUCGAAGGGAGAAGACACUGCAGUGACCACUUAUUCUCUAACUGCCACGGUCUUUCCACUUUCUGCGGGGUGGG